Molecule: messenger RNA, 534 nt
Organism: Glossina fuscipes
Lineage: Eukaryota; Metazoa; Arthropoda; Insecta; Diptera; Glossinidae
Exons: 1
Coding region: 244-528 (94 amino acids)
Source: RefSeq, a predicted model, not a curated record
GUUGUUGAACGCGUCUGCAACAGGACGUGUUUUCUCCGGAACUUUUGCAUUAGAUUAUUAUAGAAUCUUUAAGCAAACAAAGUAUUGCUUUUUUUUUUUCGAAAAUUUUUAUUCGUAAAGCAUUUACGUGUGAAAGUACAAAUUUAAGCAGUUAUUUUGCAAACAAAAAAAAAAUAAAUAAAUAAAUAAAAUAAAUAAAUAAAAAAGGAAAAGAGAAAGAGAAAGAGAAAGAGAAGGAAAACAAUGGCUAUACCAUUUUGUGAACCUACAGCCGCCCAAUCUGAAGAGGUAAUAGAGCAGAUACUGGAUCAAGUGGACGCGGCUAUUUCGACCAACAAUCAAAAUAAUUUUCCGACUACGUCAAAUGCUACCGAGGAAGAUUUGAUGGCCUGGAAGCUGUUAGCCUUAAUUAUGUGUAAGGUACUAAAAAAUUUACAUCAACAGCAACCAGCUGCAAGCAAUGCCAGCUCUACAAAUGCCUCAACCAAGGUAUCGGCCAACAGUCAAAUUCCACACAAUUGGCAGUGAAUUCUU